This is a messenger RNA of Leptosia nina, 390 nucleotides long. The record is from the annotation of a GenBank genome assembly. NCBI's taxonomy places the organism in Eukaryota, Metazoa, Arthropoda, Insecta, Lepidoptera, Pieridae.
AUGGCUAAAAUUGCGAUAUUUCUCUUAGCUUUAAUCGCUGUGGCCGCUGCCUACCCAGGCUACGGUGGCGAACAACAUGAUUACGGUCACCACGACGGAGGGUGGGGCGACCACGGCGGACAUGGUCACGGUGGGCACAAACAAGACGAAGGAUUCGGUCAUGGUGGCGGGCACAAAGUAGACGAAGGAUUCGGUCAUGGUGGCGGGCACAAAAUAGACGAAGGAUUCGGUCAUGGUGGCGGGCACAAAAUAGACGAAGGAUUCGGUCAUGGUGGCGGACACAAACAAGACGAAGGAUUCGGCCAUGGUGGGCACGGUAGCCACGAUAGCCACGGAAGUCAUGGAUAUGGUGGCCACGGCGAACACGGCGGCCACUACGGUCAUUACUAA